Seminavis robusta is the source of this 1450-nucleotide messenger RNA. The record is from the annotation of a GenBank genome assembly. NCBI's taxonomy places the organism in Eukaryota, Bacillariophyta, Bacillariophyceae, Naviculales, Naviculaceae.
GUGGUCACGAGAAUCCGGGACUGAUCCCUCAUUCUUUCAUCGCAAACGCAAUAACCAACCAACACCAAACACCAACACAUCAAAGAUCCCUCUGGGCUCUGGAGCUGUUAUCGAUAACAGCAGACCGAGUGCUUCUACUGUCUGUCGAGCUCGCUUAAUACGAUCUCUACUAGUGAACUCAUCGAACAAGAUGUCCAACCAUCACGAGACGACGUCAUUGCUUCGGCCCUUCACUGGUCGUCCAAUCCUGAUGGGUUUACCAGGGAAUGGCAUGACAAGCGAUGACGCCACCCCAAGACGGGAGAGAGGUUCGGUCAUGUCGAAAUUCGCUGCCCUAGCCGCUCUGGCGUUGGUGUUGGGCUGCACUGUGUUUACAGGAACUUCCUUUAGGUUUUCAGUAGCCAAGGAUACAUUUUUUACGCGUAGCGAUGAUGUUGCCUACUUGGAAGAGAGGAUUGAUCUCUGGGAAGCCUGGAAGCAAAGGGGUAACCUCGUAGAGGAUCGGGUGUAUCUCCACACGAGACACUACUCUCCAAUUGAGGCAAAACACGAGUUUCCCAUUUAUCUGAAUCAUUCCGAUGCCUAUGCUCAUUUGGUGGCUGACGGACACAAGGGAGCUUUUCGGAAUUCGGCAGACUAUUUUCUCUACCAGCAAGGCUUGGAUGCACAAGUCAAUCAAGCCUUUUGUGCAGUGGCUGCCAGUGUCGCACUCUUGAAUUCUCUGCGAGGAAUCCUCGAGGAAUUGCCACAGGAUCCCAUUUACAGCCCUUAUCCGUACGCGACCCAGACAGAUAUAUUCAACGAGUGUACCCACACCAACGUUGUGCGGCAAGACGACACAUUCCAAGGAAUAUUAAGUGCCCCAUUUGGCGUGUCUCUGAACUCUGCCGUGGGAUUACUCCAGUGCAACUUGAAUUCAGAAAGUUGGGACGUCCAAGUCACACAUGUGGAUCCGGACAAGGUUUCGCAUAAUGACAUGCGCCAGACAAUGAAAGCGGCCCUUCGCGAUCCAAAUUCCCGUGUCAUGGUCAACUACGAAAGAACCUCGGCGGGUCAAAUUGGUGGAGGACAUUUUAGUCCUGUGGGAGCUUACUCUACAGCACUCGAUGCCUUUUUGAUUAUGGAUGUUGCCAAAUACAAGUAUCCCAAUGCAUGGAUACCAACUGAAGUGUUGUAUCAAUCCCUCGGUACCAUUGAUUACUGCGGGCAGUGGGCAGGGCCGGCUGCACAAGCCUUGUUGCCACCUGCCCUUUUGCACCCAGCGACCCCGGCAGACAUGGAAGCUGCAAAACGACAACUGGGUUGUCAACCAAAGCACCGUGGCUUUAUUGUGGUCUCGAAGAAGUAAACAAAGGAGCUCCCUUUGAGCUAUUGCAACUAACAGGAACUUAGGCUAUGUAUUACUGUACUGCAUGUUCUUUUGCAUUGAUUGCUGAACUCUCGCCAGGGA